Messenger RNA from Stomoxys calcitrans (stable fly), 486 nucleotides. RefSeq names its product larval cuticle protein A2B-like. Bases 1 to 486 code for a protein of 161 amino acids. The transcript is spliced from 2 exons. Gene Ontology annotation, cellular component: extracellular matrix. NCBI's taxonomy places the organism in Eukaryota, Metazoa, Arthropoda, Insecta, Diptera, Muscidae. The record is from RefSeq and is a predicted model, not a curated record.
AUGGCUUUCAAAUUCAUCACCUUGUUCGCUGCUUUCGUUGCUGUUGCCAGCGCUGGAAUAGUCCCAGCUGCUCCCUUGGCUGCUGUAGCCCAAGUUGAGGAAUACGAUCCCCAUCCCCAAUACUCAUAUGGCUAUGAUGUCAAGGAUGCCAUCUCGGGUGACUCUAAGACCGCUGUGGAAACUCGUGAUGGUGGUUUCGUUCAAGGCCAAUACUCCUUGAAUGAUGCUGAUGGUUACAGACGUAUUGUUGACUACACCUCUGAUCCCAUCAAUGGCUUCAACGCUGUUGUGCGCCGUGAACCUUUGGUAGCUGCUGUUGCUGCUGCUCCCGUUGUUGCUGCCCCAGCUCCUGUUGUACGUGCUGCUCCUCUUGCCUAUGCUGCCCCUGCUCCUUUGGUCAAGACUGCCGUAGCUGCUCCCCUUGUUGCUGGCCCAGCUGUCGUAAAGACUACAUUUGCAUCUCCUCUUAUCUCUUACGCAUAUUAG